GAGCCGUUCGUUUCAAGUCGCUAUAGAUCAGAUGUGGUACGCUGAUAAAAAUUUCAUUCAUCUUCAACAUCUCUCACCAGUCCAAGCGAAACUGUGUGGUUUAGUGUUCUCUCGAUAAGAAACGAUACCUGUUUGAAUAUGUGUGCAAUGGUUAUGUUUGUGGUUUUGGUGUGGACGUGUGGAUGUUUGAAACUGACCUGCUGACAUGCGCGUUACGCACGUGGUUUGUGGGUAUUUGUCAUUUUCAUGUUUGCUAGACCGAUCUCGCGAUCGAGUGAUUUAAGUUUGUUUCUUGGUGUGACCAUUGAGCUGGUCUACGAUUUGCCGGUACCAUUAGUAUCAACGAACCGCUUCACGUGAAGCAACCUUUUCUCGAAAGCGAGCCAGCACUUAUUCCCCACUGCCAUUGUUUCCGAGCCGGUCGCACUGUACAUCGAUGGGGAGCCCUUUAACCUAACGGUUGAGCUAACGCGAACGUACAUUAGCGAAAAAAGAAGCGCAAAAGGUCGCGAAUUUCACGAACGGCGGGCGUGGAUGCACAAACGCAGCGAGUGUGUUGUCGAAAAAUCGAAUGUGUGUACGCUAUCUGUCAACGAACCUGUGUCUAAUGAGAUCUUGCACUAGAAAAGCACAAGCUACUUGCGGCUUGCUUGUGGUGCCGUGUUCGAAGCGAAAGGAGCACUAGGCGUGAGCUGAAAAAAGGUUUUAUUUAUCUGGUGGCGACUGCAGGGCGGUGAUGGCAAUACUCUUGAUACACUUGCGCCGCAUUCUGCUUCUGGUCACGGUCGUCUAUCUCGUGGGGGCGUUGGUACGGAAGUUGCUGUACGGUAAAACAGCCGCCAUACUGCGCUCUUCACGCUCCGUCGGUGGUUUCCUGUUUGCGAAGCGGCUCCACCUGCAGCCCUGGUUCUACAUCUACACGUUUUAUCUGUAUGUGCUGGUACAGAACGGAGCCGGCUGGAAUCAGCUGAAUUUGUUCGAUAACUUCUUCCGAUAAGCGAUGCGCGUAGCUUAUCCAGUUCGCCAACAGCUUGCUAUGUAACUUGCGCGCACGUUUCGCAUGCGAAGAGUCUGUCUGGCGUGUUGGUGUCCCCGUUGGCCAACCCCGGAGCAGUUAGCCGUAAGGUGUGCUGUGUGUUUCGCAUUUUCGUUGUUUGAAUGUGAUGUUUACUUAGAAGCGACAGGGAGCAGAGAACAGG
Molecule: messenger RNA, 1199 nt
Organism: Anopheles gambiae (African malaria mosquito)
Lineage: Eukaryota; Metazoa; Arthropoda; Insecta; Diptera; Culicidae
Exons: 1
Coding region: 737-997 (86 amino acids)
Source: RefSeq, a predicted model, not a curated record